AUGGAUGAGAUCAGAGACACCUAUGCUGAAGAAAUUCAAGAGGAAAAGCGGUCCAGGGAUGCAGCAGAGACUUCGCAGAGCACACCGCAGAGCCAUCACCAACCUAUCACCGCAGAAGCAGAUUCGACACCAUCUCCGGGACCCAGCACACAAGGAGGUGGUGCAGUCCCCACCCAAAGCUUCUUUGGGAUCACCGUGAGGGACCUCACCCAAGCGUUUGGUGACACUACGGUCAGCAACGACCCCUUGGACGAGUGGCUUCCAGAUCAUGCUCCGGAAGAUGCGACUACUCUACAAGCAUUGCUUCAUCCAACCGAGAUGUGCAUCGGCAUGGGGGACACAGAUGUUCACAGCACAGUCUUGUCCUGGCUAAAAGACAUCCACGGAGAUACCAGAGAUCAUCUCCAACUUGCAUCAGAUUUGUCUCUGGCAUCCAUCCGCUUGUUUGUGCCAACACCUUUCCGGCUAGCCAUCACAACCGUGGCAAAGCGAGAAGGCUGGAACACAGAAGCUUUGUUGGCAGGCAUUGUCAGCAACUGUGGCUGGCUAGAAGCACCUGGCACUCGUCUCAGGAUCGAACCAACUGAGACCUGGAGCCGAGCUCCCAUUACACAAGUGAUGCUAGCAGGAGAUCCAUCUAUGCGAAAAUCUUCCUUGAAGCAGUUUGUGACCGAAGAUCUCCUGAGCUCGCCGGACGUGCCCCCUGAGAUACGCAGCCGCAACUGCAUCAAUGGUGAAGCAACAGUGAAAGGACUCCGCAGCUCCAUGCAAUCUUACAGCCGCGCCGGAUUGGUGAGCGACGAGAUUUCGACCACUUACUGCACCGAUAAAAAGCAGGGAACCGGAAGCUUGCACUAUAUCGAUGUGAAUAAACUUUGUACCUGGUUGAACGGAGAGCCAGACAUUGUGGCUACAGGCUCUGGCCAGCUGAUCUUGCAGAACUACGCCUUCCAGCACAUGAUCUGGGGACAAAUUCCUCUCGUGGAGCAGGUGCUAGCUCCCAACGCCUCCUUCUUUGCCAAGCGCAUCUAUGUUGGCUGGCAGGUGGUCCCAGUCUUCGCAGAUGACGAGCAAAAGGCAGACACAUCCAAGGAGUUUCUCAAGGACUUCCAUGCUUGGAUGGGACGCAACGCGUCUGGGAACAUACAAUCCAGAUCCUUGGAUGGCUUUGCCCGAACAGUUUUCCGAGAGGCAGCCAAAGCUAUUCAAACAUUCCUUUCCGCCACCCACGGCCAAAUGCACGAACACUAUGAGCAGAAAUUGCGCUACUACGACACAGAAUGGCUCCGGUUUGCUAGCGCCUGCCAAAGAAUGGAAGACUUUUGCCAGUGGAAGCUGCAACGCCAGCAGGAUGAACGUACACAUCCAGAACGGCAGCAACCACAAGAUCCAGCAGAUGCAGACACAACUCAGGACGCCGCACCAGAACAAGCCGAGCCCAUUUCCUUUCUCAGCUUCAUUCAUGCCCUUCAUGCAUGGAAGAGCCAGAUGGCUCUGUGGGCUGCCUUCUACCGCUCGCGAUGUGUCAAAGACAAGGACAAAGACAUGAAAGACAAGCCCGACCGCCCAGGAGCUCCUCCUGAACCAGAAGACGAAAUGGGACAGAUCCAGAAAGAAAUCUUGUCGCGUUGCCCCGGAAAUGCAGUACAAGAGACCGCCAAAGUCCGAAAAACCAUGAAGAAUUACUUCAGAAAGAAGAAAACAAUCGACGUGGCCAAGAAGCUGCAAACAGCAGUGAAAGAUUUGAUCAAAAGACGCCUGCUGCUGGAGAUCAAGCCAAGGAAAGAGCAACAGGCUGCGAAUGAGGAAGCGGGCGACAAAGCUGCCGAAGACACAAAGGCAGCGCAGUGA
This is a messenger RNA of Cladocopium goreaui, 1851 nucleotides long. The record is from the annotation of a GenBank genome assembly. NCBI's taxonomy places the organism in Eukaryota, Dinophyceae, Suessiales, Symbiodiniaceae.